AGCUAAGUAAGUAAAGCAAGCUCAUUUUUAAAACGUGUAAACAUCCGGGUGAAAUGACAAGUAAGAUGGCGGCGGAGUACGAAUUGUGUCCUUACUACCUGCUCGCAUACUCAUAGAACGCACUACAGUAACGGUGGGGUAGUACGCUCUUAACCGAAGUUAGCGCAUCCUGAGUCUUCGGAUGCAGCCAUCUUUCUUAAUUGUGUUUUAAGUGUCGAAUGUGCAAGCGCCAUGUGAUUGUUUUGUGAGCAAAUUGUUCCAGUGUUGUUAAUGCUAAAUUAAACACGAGUGAACUACCCUUCUUUGAAGAUACCUCUAGCAUACCGUGAUGUUAUAUCUGCACAACGCCCCCUUUCACGCCUGUAAGGAAGUUUCUCUUAAAAUUCCAGCCGUAAAGCGUUAUGCUGUCGUACAUAUGAGAUGUAGUGCCGCAAAACAAAAAAUGGGAGGCGUGCUGUCCCGGAUGUAGUUUCUUGGGGGAGAAAGGUGGAAGUGUUAUACUGUUUGUAAUUUAAUCAAGCUCCAUUCCUUUCCUACUACUAGGAAUAAUUAAUAGCGACUCCCCAGGUUCCCGGUGCAUAUAUUUAGUCUUUGUAGUUUACAGUCUUGCUUGUGGCUACUUUUGUUUUACUUCGAGAUUUAACAAGGCUACUACAGAACCAUGUCUGUUGUACCUCCCAACCGAUCGUCAACCGGUUGGCCCCGUGGAGUCAACCAAUUCGGGAACAAAUACAUUAGCCCACCGGCCAAACCGCUCACCCUGGAGAGAACCAUUAACCUGUACCCGCUAACCAACUACACGUUCGGCACCAAGGAGCCGCUGUACGAGAAGGACAGCUCGGUCGCCGCGCGCUUCCAGCGGAUGCGCGAGGAGUUCGAGAAGAUCGGCAUGCGGCGGACGGUGGAGGGGGUCCUCAUCGUGCACGAGCACAGGCUGCCGCACGUGCUGCUGCUGCAGCUCGGGACCACCUUCUUCAAGCUUCCCGGAGGCGAGCUGAACCCAGGAGAGGAUGAAGUGGAAGGUUUGAAGCGUUUGAUGACGGAGAUUUUGGGCCGCCAGGAUGGAGUGAAGCAAGACUGGGUGAUUGAUGACUGUAUUGGGAACUGGUGGCGACCCAAUUUUGAGCCCCCUCAGUACCCCUACAUUCCAGCCCAUAUAACUAAACCCAAAGAACAUAAAAAGCUGUUCCUAGUUCAGCUUCAGGAGAAAGCGCUGUUUGCUGUCCCUAAGAAUUACAAGCUGGUGGCAGCCCCCCUGUUUGAGCUGUACGACAACGCCCCUGGAUACGGACCAAUCAUAUCCAGCCUCCCACAGCUGCUGAGCAGGUUCAACUUCAUUUAUAACUGAAGAGCGCGAGCGUGCGCGCCCUGGCGCCAGAUGUCUCCGUGAGCGCAGCCUGCGCGGGGCGAAGCGGGAAGCUUUUCACAGACCCGAGACUUUCAUAGAUGUGCUUUAAAACAUGUUAACUGUCAAAAUAAUGAAGACUUCAUUUUCUGUGGAAACAUUGCUUGUGUUCGUUUUUAGUUUGAAUGAUUUGAGAAUAGGUACCACUGUGUGUGGCGUGAAACAUCAACCCAGAGACAUAAGAACAUGUUUUUUUAACGUUCC
This is a messenger RNA of Megalops cyprinoides (Indo-Pacific tarpon), 1609 nucleotides long. RefSeq names its product nudix hydrolase 21 (gene nudt21). The record is from RefSeq and is a predicted model, not a curated record. Gene Ontology annotation, cellular component: mRNA cleavage factor complex. Gene Ontology annotation, molecular function: mRNA binding. The transcript is spliced from 7 exons. Lineage: Eukaryota; Metazoa; Chordata; Actinopteri; Elopiformes; Megalopidae. The coding region runs from base 662 to 1348 and encodes 228 amino acids.